AUGAGACUCACGGAUAUUCCUGCAUUUUUUACCGCUACACCGAAAACCUCUCCUACACCAGCAAUUGCUAUUUUCUCGGUGCCCGUAUUCAAUAAUACUAUUGCAAGUACAGCGACACUAUCUUUACAACAAAGAUGGGCAGAACUUGAAUUGAAAUCCUCAGUUGAUUUCGAGAUAUCAGUAGGUUUUAACCAAUACAACUAUAAAACUAUGUACCGUAGCCAAAUUUUACAGCCAUUGAUCCGUGAUAGCCACGAGAACUGCAUAGUCUACCAGAUAUUGCUGGGUGGGUUGAGACAUCACGAUGAACACUUGGCGGAUGAAGAAAAGUACAAGACGUAUUAUGAUAUUCCAAUUGGUCCAAUUUAUAUAAAUCUGAAAUAUUUCCACAGCGGUAGCACUCUUAGUCAAAAUUCUCACCUAUACUCCACUAGGUUCUUUAAAGAAAAGAAAUCAAAGUACAUUAAUAAACGUGUAAGACGUUUCUACGCUUCGUGUAGCUCUAGUAUUUCAACGUUUGUACACUACGCAAGUAAAAAUGAGAAGAAAGUUGUUAGUAACAUUGCAGUCAUUGUCACAAUUGUGAGAUUGCUGAAAAUGUACGUCCACACUCUUACCGGGAGGCUUGACUGCCGCAGGUUAUUGGAAAGGACUGAGAUAGGUUGUACCAUGCGGAGAGUACAGGCCUUUUUUUUUGAUAAUGAGACUAUGGAUGGUAUAAUUGUAAAACGAAUUUUGUCGUUUAACCAUGAGGCAAAAUAG
This is a messenger RNA of Mucor mucedo, 762 nucleotides long. RefSeq lists its product as uncharacterized. The transcript is spliced from 6 exons. The record is from RefSeq and is a predicted model, not a curated record. Bases 1 to 762 code for a protein of 253 amino acids. Lineage: Eukaryota; Fungi; Mucoromycota; Mucoromycetes; Mucorales; Mucoraceae.